UUUCUUUUUUCCCCUCCAAUGUUUUCCCUGCAUCCUCUACGUUUUACAUUCAUGGCGGACAUAUCCUGUAAGCACAGCAACAACCUGUUUUAAGAGUUUUUGCAACGUCGUCUGCUCAUCCUGUGCGGAGACUUGGUCUUUGCCGCGGACCCCCUAAAUGCCUUUCAUUGAGAAAAGGCUUCGGACGUUCAGUGCUGUGAAUGUGUACAAGCAACAAAUGACUUGAUUAAGAUGGGUAAUAAACAAACUAUAUUUACCGACGAGCAACUUGAUGCCUACCAGGACUGUACAUUUUUCACCCGCAAAGAAAUUCUGCGGUUGCACGGCAGAUAUCAUGAGUUGGCGCCACAUCUUGUACCAAUGGACUACACCAAUGAGCCUGAUUGUAAACUGCCUUUAGCCUUAAUAGUCAACAUGCCAGAGUUAAAGGAAAACCCGUUCCGUUCCAGGAUCGUAGAGUCUUUCUCCGAGGACGGGAUGGGGAAUCUCAGCUUCAAUGAAUUUGUGGACAUGUUCUCAGUCCUCAGUGAAAUGGCUCCGAGAGAACUCAAGGCUAUAUAUGCCUUCAAAAUAUAUGAUUUCAAUGUGGACAAUUACCUGUGCAAAGAGGACCUGGAAAAGACUCUAAACAAGCUGACGAAGGAGGAGCUGACUCCCGAGGAGGUGGAGCUGGUGUGCGAGAAAGCCAUCGAGGAGGCGGAUUUAGACGGAGACAACAAACUCUCCUUUGCUGACUUUGAGAACAUGAUUACUAGGGCUCCUGACUUUUUAAGUACCUUUCAUAUACGAAUCUGAGAGGGCUCCGUGGAAGGUUUUCAAGGUCGUCAAUGUGGUGAACCUGCACCCCGUCCUGGCCACAGCACAGUGCCUGUCUCCCACUCCCAUCGUCAAAAAAAAUCAGACGUCUCCAGCCUCAGUGAAGUCUGCUUCGUAAGAGAGCUAAAUACUGGAUUAAUCUGAAUUAAAUGACCUGGAAUUUCUUUACUGUAGAUGAAAAUGUAUUUUCACCUAUAAAAGGGCUUGACCUAGCUUGGUCUGUUUUGGGAGAAAAAAAACUCUUUCCACAUUUUAAGGUUAAAAAAUGAAAGUUUGAAAUGAGCUAGACUCAUCUACCUACAGUAUAUUGCACAUGAGAUACAUAAAAGUCUUCCUACAGUGACACACGUAAGUAUUUACAGGGCUAAGGACAAAGUUUGAAGUGAAUGAAAGCACAGCGGUGGCAUUAAGGGCAUACAGAUAUUUUAUAUUAGCUAUGCAAUAUUUGUACAUACAGUGUGUUGCUUUUAAUCAUUUUAGGUUGUGCUUUCUUUGUUGCUUGUGGAAGUGAUGAUGACAAUCAUAUCUUACUGUUCUCCAGUUACAUGAAGGGCUCUGUCGUCUGAAUGAAUGUUGAUAGCUUGCUUCUGCCUCAGCCAUUUUCAUAAGAUACAGCCAUCUUUUGGAUAUACAUGUUACAGUAUUUUAUGUGACUUCAGGUAUUUGUCUUACUUUGAAUAAAUAUUUUAUUUCUG
Messenger RNA from Centropristis striata (black sea bass), 1511 nucleotides. It is a transcript of the gene cib2, whose product is annotated as calcium and integrin binding family member 2. Gene Ontology annotation, molecular function: calcium ion binding. Lineage: Eukaryota; Metazoa; Chordata; Actinopteri; Perciformes; Serranidae. The transcript is spliced from 6 exons. Bases 232 to 795 code for a protein of 187 amino acids. The record is from RefSeq and is a predicted model, not a curated record.